AUGUCAGAAAAAUCAAAUGAAAUUAAGAAAACUAAAACUAUUUCACUUUACAAACUCUUUUCAUUUGCUGAUAAUAUUGACAAAAUAUUGAUGUUUUUGGGAACAAUAGGUGCUUUUGGCAAUGGACUAUGCCAUAUUAUUGCCCCUCUCAUGUUUGGGCAAUUGGUGGAUGCAUUUGGACUAAACCUAACUUCAAUUGUUCUUCAACAAGUUUCCAAGAUAACUUGUUCGAUGGAAUGUCUAAACAAAAUGCGUAUGUGUAGAGAGUCCCACAUCCCAGCUUUUAAGGCAGGGCAGGGCGCGGAGGUAUCAUUAAAACUUGUUUAUUUGGCCAUUGGUUCAGGUGUAUCAGCAACGCUUCAGGUUGGUUGUUGGACACUAACUGCAGAGCGACAAGCUGCACGACUAAGGGUGUUGUAUUUAAAAAGCGUUCUGCGACAAGAAGUUAGUUUCUUUGAUAAGGAAGUAAAUACAGGUGAAGUUAUUGGGAAAAUGUCUGGUGACAUUUUUAUCAUACAAGAUGCUAUGGGUGAUAAGGUGGGGAAAAUGAUAAGGUGCAUAACAAUGUUUGUAGGAGCAUUUUCUAUUGCGUUCAUCAAGGGGUGGCUUCUAGCACUUGUUAUGAUUUCACCUAUCGUUCCACUGAUAAUAGUUAUCGGUGUCAUGUUCCUCUUCAUGUCUAGACAGGCAUCCCAGUCACACAAAGCUUAUUCUAAGGCAGCCAAUGUAGUUGAGCAAACACUCGGUUCCAUCAGAACAGUUGCAUCAUUCACAGGUGAAAAGCAGGCUUUCGAGAAGUAUAACAAGUCCUUAAAAAAGGCAUACAAAUCGGGUAUACAUGAAGGACUUGUAAAUGGCUUAGGCUUCGGAUUGUCCCAAUUUAUUCUCUUCUGCAAUUAUGCUUUGGCUUUCUGGUUUGGUGGAAAGAUGAUCUUGGAGAAAGGUUAUACUGGAGGUUCGGUGUUGACCAUAACUCUAGCUGUGUUAAAUGCUUCAAUGUGAGUGUCGAUGAAUCUUCAAAUAAUGUUUAAUGUGAUGAUCUAUCAUUUACAUAUGUUCUUUUUUUUGGUUGGUAGGUCCAUCGGUGAGGCAUCUCCUUGCUUUGCUGCAUUUACAGCAGGGAAAGCUGCUGCGUACGAGAUGUUUGAGACUAUAAACAGACAUUCAGAGAUUGAUGUGUACAACAAUAGUGGGAUAAUUUUGGACGACAUCCGUGGAGAUAUAGAGAUAAAACAUGUCUGUUUUAGCUAUCCGAGUAGACCGACAGAGAGAAUACUCAACGAGUUUUCGUUGUUAAUCCCAAGCGGAAAGUCUACUGCUUUGGUUGGUGGAAGCGGAAGUGGAAAGUCCACAAUUAUUAGUUUAAUUGAGAGAUUCUACGAUCCACAAUCAGGUGAAAUUUUUAUAGACGGACGUAAUCUCAAAGAGUUUCAGGUUAAGUGGAUUAGACAGAAGAUUGCUCUAGUAAGUCAAGAACCUACAUUAUUUUCAACUAGCAUCAAGGAAAAUGUUGCAUAUGGGAAAGAUGGAGCCACCAAAGAGGAAAUCGAAGCAGCAAUUGAGAUUGCGAAUGCAUCUAAAUUUGUUAACAGACUACCCGAGGGAAUAGAGACAAAUGUCGGUGAACGUGGAACUCAACUCUCUGGUGGACAAAAGCAGAGAAUAGCUAUAGCAAGGGCGAUUCUGAAAGACCCUCGUAUUUUACUUCUAGACGAGGCAACAAGUGCUCUAGAUGCUGAAUCAGAGAGUCUUGUACAAGAAGCACUUGACAAAAUUAUGGUUGAUAGAACAACCAUAAUAGUCGCGCAUCGCCUCAGUACAGUGAGGAAUGCUGAUAAUAUUGCUGUCAUUCAUCGAGGCACAAUUGUUGAGGAAGGUAAACACUUUGAGCUAUUGAAAGAUCCUGAGGGAGCAUACUCGCAACUUAUUCGCUUGCAGGAAGUAAAUCAAGAAAAAGAGCAACUUUGCCUCGAUGAUUCACAACUUCUUUCUACCGAGUCAAGACCAGAAUCGAGUGAAAAUCAUGAUACUACAGAAGUUAAAGGAAUUCCUGAGACUAUAUUGACAAAAAGUUCAGAUGCGAAUUUAGAAGUAUCUAAAAAUCUCGAAAAAGGUCAUAUUAUUCGCCUUGCACAUCUGAAUAAGCCCGAGUUUCCUAUUCUUCUUAUGGGAGCAGUAGUUGCAACAUUUUCUGGUUCCGUCCUCCCGGCUUUUGGUUUAAUGUUUUCCAACAUACUUAAAGCAUUUUAUGAGCCACCUGAUGAACUAAAGAAAGAUACACAAUUUUGGUCACUCAUGAUUGUGGUUCUUGGAGCAAUAUUGCUGAUUUCAUCUCCACUAGAGACAUUUAUAUUUACCGUGGCUGGUUGUAAAUUGAUUCAACGAAUUAGAUCGAUGUGCUUUCAAAAGGCUGUCCACAUGGAAAUCGGUUGGUUUGAUGAGCCAGAGAACUCUGUUGGAGUGAUAGCCACAAAGCUCUCUAGUGAUGCAGCUAUUGUUCGAGUUCUAGUGGGGGAUGUAUUGGCAAAAAUAACUAAAGAUCUUGCAGCUGCAAUUAUCGGGAUUAUGAUUGCUUUUCAAGCAAGUUGGUUAUUGUCUCUUAUUAUCUUAGCCAUGGUACCGUUUAUGAUGGUCAACAUUUAUGUUCAGAACAAGUUUGCUAAAGGAUUUGGUACUGAUGCAAAGAAGUAUGAGAAAGCAAGUCGAGUAGUCAACGAUGCAGUCAGUAAUAUAAGAACAGUUGUUUCAUUUUGUGUAGAAGAGAAGGUGUUGGAGCUAUAUGAAAAGGGAAGUAAUGUCCCAAUAAUGUCCGCGACUGGAAAAGAGAUGAUUAGCGGUAUCAGUUAUGGUAUUACGUCUUCGUUCAUUUUCCUUGUAUAUGCAGCAAGUGGCUACGCUGGCGCUACCCUUGUAGAUAAUGGAACAAUUUCAAAUUCUGCUACUUUCCGCGUUUUCCUUGCUGUGUUUUUUACGUCUAUAGCUAUUUCUAGAUCAACCUUUAUGAAUGAUUUUACAAAAGCUAAGACUGCUGCUGCUUCAAUAUUUUCUAUAUUAGAUAGAAAUUCAAAGAUAGAUUCGAGUAAACAGGACGGUUUAACUUUAGACCAAAGCAAAGGAGAUAUCGAGUUUAAACAAGUGUGCUUUGCCUAUCCAACGAGGCCAAACAUCCAAGUUCUUAACGGCUUCAGCUUGACAAUUUCGAGUGGCCAGACAGUUGCUUUAGUCGGAGAAAGUGGCUGUGGAAAGUCUACAGUGAUCUCACUCUUACAACGAUAUUAUAAUUUUGGUUCGGGUCAAAUUAUGCUUGAUGGGAUUGACAUUCAAAAUUUCAAUUUGAAAUGGCUAAGGCAUCAAAUGGGGCUCGUAAGCCAAGAACCAAUUCUGUUCAACGAAACCAUCCGAGCCAAUAUAAUGUAUGGGAAGGAAGCUGGAGAUGCAAGUGAAGCAGAAUUAAUAGCUGCAGCAAAAUUGGCAAAUGCACACAAGUUCAUUUCUAGCUUACAGCAGGGGUACGAUACCAUGGUUGGAGAGCGAGGUGCUCAGCUUUCAGGUGGUCAGAAACAACGUAUCGCCAUAGCACGAGCUAUUUUGAAGAAUCCUAAAAUAUUGUUACUUGAUGAAGCCACUAGUGCACUUGAUGCGGAAUCUGAAAGGGUGGUUCAAAUGGCAUUAGAAAAAAUAAUGGUCGAUAGAACUGCGAUUAUAAUAGCACACAGAUUAUCAACAAUUAAGGAAGCAGAGGUAGUUUGUGUUAUCAAAAACGGAGUCGUUGCAGAGGAAGGAAACCAUGAUACUCUUCUGGGUAACGAAAACGGUCACUAUGCCUCUCUUAUUAAACAUCAUAUUGGGUAUAGAUAAUUUCAUUUUCUGUUCGUUCUUAAUACGUACUACGGAAAAGGGCCAAAAAUAGCAUUGGAACAUCGCAAAAAGGAUAAUUAAUUUGCCCUUUUGUUUACAUUUUCCCAAUUUUGUACCUUUUGUGAAAUAUAAGAUUAGCUGUGACAACUUUACUAUCACAAUACAAGACAAAUGGUAACUGGAGUGCAGAUCGAUGAAGAAGAAAGGGCAAGCACCGAAAGACAGGAAUGAUCAAAGAGAGGCCUGGUAUUUUACAUUAGAGUUUACCAGCGAUAGGUAGAACACCGGCUCACAAACCAGAUCCCUCCUUUUUUUUAGAAUUCAACAUUUAUGAUAUGUUUUGCAUCCUGUUCGCCCACUCGAAUCGCAUAUGUUGGUUGAGAAUUGCUUGGGAAUUCAUUCAUAAUGACUUUGUCAGGUUCUAGGGUGGCUACUCUUCAGGAAGUCAUUGCUAGUAGUAACAACUUGUCACGAUCCAUUGGUUCAUAUAGAAUCCGACUCACACAAACCGUCUUUUUUUUUCGAUUGAGGGGUCGGACUCCCUGAAAAUAUAGCAUCUCGUAAGUUUCCCAAAGAAAGACACAAAAAAGUAUCGGGAAAGGAAAAAACUUCCUCGUUGGGGCUCCGUGCACUGGGAAAAGGUUACGCGACAAGAAACUGACAAGGACUUUCACUUUCUAAAUAGAAAGGAAGAGGUCAGGCCCACCUUUCAUAAGAGUAGAAGUUGUUACUCAACACUUGUAUUUUGUUCGACCAAUUCGUUAGGAUUUUGCCUUGAUUUAUCAAAGGGAAAAUGGUUUGAUAUACCCCUCAACUUUGUCAUUUAGAGCUGAUAUACCCCUUGUUAUGAAAGUGGCUCAUAUAUGCCCCUACUUGUAAACAAAUGGC
Solanum lycopersicum (tomato) is the source of this 4746-nucleotide messenger RNA. The record is from RefSeq and is a predicted model, not a curated record. Lineage: Eukaryota; Viridiplantae; Streptophyta; Magnoliopsida; Solanales; Solanaceae.